This is a messenger RNA of Piliocolobus tephrosceles (Ugandan red Colobus), 2303 nucleotides long. It is a transcript of the gene TNFRSF11A, whose product is annotated as TNF receptor superfamily member 11a. Gene Ontology annotation, biological process: positive regulation of bone resorption; lymph node development; ossification. The transcript has 10 exons. Bases 550 to 1908 code for a protein of 452 amino acids. Gene Ontology annotation, cellular component: external side of plasma membrane. The record is from RefSeq and is a predicted model, not a curated record. Gene Ontology annotation, molecular function: cytokine binding; tumor necrosis factor receptor activity. NCBI's taxonomy places the organism in Eukaryota, Metazoa, Chordata, Mammalia, Primates, Cercopithecidae.
GCUGAGGAAGCUUAAAUAGCUCCCUCAGUCCUUCAGGCAACAGGUAGUGAGGGCGGAGCCCAGAAAGCCCCUACAACACCUUACUUUCCCAGCUUUUUAAAAUUCUCUGAGUGUUUAACAUGUUAAAAGGUGGCUCUGCAGAUCGCUCCUCCGUGUACCAGCGAGAGGCAUUACGAGCAUCUGGGACGGUGCUGUAACAAAUGUGAACCAGGAAAGUACCUGUCUUCUAAAUGCACUACUACCUCUGACAGUGUAUGUCUGCCCUGUGGCCCGGAUGAAUACUUGGAUACCUGGAAUGAAGAAGAUAAAUGCUUGCUGCAUAAAGUUUGUGAUACAGGCAAGGCCCUGGUGGCCGUGGAUGCCGGCAACAGCACGGUCCCCCGGCGCUGCGCCUGCACGGCUGGGUACCACUGGAGCCAGGACUGCGAGUGCUGCCGCCGCAACACCGAGUGCGCGCCGGGCCUGGGCGCCCAGCACCCGUUGCAGCUCAACAAGGACACGGUGUGCAAACCUUGCCUUGCAGGCUACUUCUCAGACGCCUUUUCCUCCAUGGACAAAUGCAGACCCUGGACCAACUGUACCUCCCUUGGAAAGACAGUAGAACAUCAUGGGACAGAGAAAUCCGAUGUGGUUUGCAGUUCUUCUCUGCCAUCUAGAAAACCACCAAAUGAAGCCCAGGUUUACUUGCCCGGUUUAAUCAUUCUGCUUCUCUUCAUGUCUGUGGCCCUUGUGGCUGCCAUCGUCUUUGGCGUUUGCUAUAGGAAAAAAGGGAAAGCACUCACAGCUAAUUUGUGGCACUGGAUGAAUGAGGCUUGUGGCCGCCUAAGUGGAGAUAAGGAGUCCUCAGGCGACAGUUGUGUCAGUCCACACACGGCAGCCUUUGGUCAGCAGGGAGUGUGUGAAGGUGUCUUACUGCUGACUCUGGAGGAGAAGACGUUUCCAGAAGAUACGUGCUACCCAGAUCAAGGUGGUGUCUGUCAGGGCACGUGUGUAGGAGGUGGUCCCUACGCACAAGGCGAAGAUGCCAGGAUACUCUCAUUGGUCAGCGAGACCGAGAUAGAGGAAGACCGCUUCAGACAGAUGCCCACGGAAGAUGAAUACAUGGACAGGCCCUCCCAGCCCGCAGACCGUUUACUGUUCCUCACUGAGCCUGGAAGCAAAUCCACACCUCCUUUCUCUGAACCCCUGGAGGUAGGGGAGAAUGACAGUUUAAGCCAGUGCUUCACAGGGACACAGAGCACAGUGGGUUCAGAAAGCUGCAGCUGCACUGAGCCCCUGUGCGGGACUGAUUGGAUUCCCAUGUCCUCUGAAAACUACUUACAAAAAGAGGUGGACGGUGGCCAUUGCCCGCACUGGGCAGCCAGUCCCAGCCCUAACUGGGCAGAUGUCUGCACACGCUGCCGGAAUCCUCCUGGGGAGGACUGUGAACCCCUCGUGGGUUCCCCGAAACGUGGACCCUUGCCCCAGUGUGCCUAUGGCAUGGGCCUUCCCCAUGAAGAAGCAGCCGGCAGGACAGAGGCCAGAGACCAGCCCGAGAACGGGACUGAUGGGAGGCUCCCAAGCUCGGCAAGGGCAGGCGCCGGGUCUGGAAGCUCCCCCGGUGGCCAGGCCCCUGCAUCUGGAAAUGUGACUGGAAACAGUAACUCCACGUUCAUCUCCAGCGGGCAGGUGAUGAACUUCAAGGGCGACAUCAUUGUGGUCUACGUCAGCCAGACCUCGCAGGAGGGCGCGGCGGCGGCGGCGGCGGAGCCUGUGGGCCGCCCGGUGCAGGAGGAGACCCUGGCGCGCUGCGACUCCUUUGCGGGGAACGGCCCGCGCUUCCCGGACCCGUGCGGCGGCCCCGAGGGGCUGCGGGAGCCGGAGAAGGCCUCACGGCCGGUGCAGGAGGAGGGCGGGGCCAAGGCUUGAGCGCCCCCCAUGGCCCCAGCGCCGACCAGCGCCGACCACCCAGGGAUCGAUCGGUACCGUCGGGGAAAACCACCAGGCAUUCUCCGCCCACCUUGCCCUCCAGGAAAUGGGCUUUUCAGGAAGUGAAUUGAUGAGGACUCUCCCCAUGCCCACGGAUGCUCAGCAGCUCCCCUGCACUGGGGCAGAUGCCUCCCCUGCCGCCCCUCAAACUCGCAGCAGUAAUUUGUGGCACUAUGACAGCUAUUUUUAUGACUAUCCUGUUCUGUGGAGGGGGAGGAUCUGUGUUUUCCCCCCAUAUUUGUAUUCCUUUUCAUAACUUUUCUUGAUAUCUUUUCCCCCUCUUUUUAAUGUAAAGGUUUUCUCAAAAAUUAUCCUAAAGGUGAGGGUCUCUUUCU